UUUGCCACAGAAACCAGCCAGUUGUCCGUAGUCAGGUUGAAGUAAGUGUGUGGUUGCGCUGUGCGAUUGUCUUCUGUUUUUAAUUACGUUUAGAAAUGGCGUGAUUUUUACCGCUUAAAAAUUUGUGGCUUUAUGUUCGUGUAAUUUAACAGAAAGGAAUAUACUACGGGAAUACAGAUUGCAUUUCUGUGAUUUAUGUUUAAUGGUAAAGGAAUGGUUUGUUUUUGUUUUGGAAGGAAUCCUACAACACUGUGUGUGCGCGCGAGUUGGCCUGAAAUGUUUUCUAAAAGUGAUUUAUAAACGUGAACGUGUGUGUUCCUCAGAAGAAGCAGAAACGGGAAGGGUCAGUGUCGUUUUGUACUGAUAUCUAUUUUAAGACCAUCAGAAUUGUGUGUAUUUUCUAAGUGUUGUAUAACGGAAGUUUCCUAUACGUUUGUGACUUCGUGAAACAGAUGAUUGUGUGGAGCACCAAUGGGUCUCUUUGUAAUUGGUGGAGAAGAUGACAAUGAAACUACAAACGUGACGAAGCAAUUUCAACGAAUGAGAAAUACUUCCAGCAGCUGAAGAGGAAUUAUACAAAAAGUGAGAAUGAGGGAUAAGGUACAGAAAGCUGUCUUUUGAAGAGGACCUUGGAGUUUCUGUUGUGAUCUCAGACGAAUGACCACGUACACGAAAAUAAAAAAAGAAUAUGGUAAAUUAGAAUGACCAAAGAGAGACCAAAGCUUACAAAAGAAGACAGGAGAAGAAGAAUAAGUUGGAACUAAGUGUGCGUGAGUUUGUGGUUGUGUACACUUUCGUAGAGAUUUUUCUUUUUAUAGUUUCCCAAUUUAAAUUCAGACAUACAAUUUUUUUUCGAAGUAGGUGAGAAACAUUUAUUUCGUAAUCAGAAGAAACGAAUAAGACGCUGUUAUUUUCACAACGGAGUUUUUUUUUUGAGAAUAACAGGAUUAAAAAAAGAGGGGAGGAUACGUCAUGGUACAGUCUCUGCUUCGUGCUUAGCUGAAGGGGGCUCCUAGCUUUUACCAGUAACAACACGCAGUGACGGAUUUAGAGUUUUUCUGCUACACUUGUCAAGGGUCAACCGAAUGCGUGUCCCACCACCAAAGACUGAGCCUCCAUGUAAAAGAUGCUGACAUCUGACCCACCGCUGACAUCUGUAGUCACGUGAUAACGCUUGUGACCUCCACAGUGGAGCCAACGUGAUAAACAUCGAUCAUCGACUUAAAGCUGAUUGUCUGGUGGAGGCUGGCUACUGAAGAAGUCUAUUUUGAGAUUCCACUCGGAGGGGAGAAGAUCUCUUGUCAGUCUGUCCGUCGGGUCGAACACUGGCCUUCGGUGGACAGAAAGUUGGCAAGGGUGAUAUCGGCGCAAUGAGAGUGAGCAAUGUCCAGGUAUCCCCGCUACACGAGCAGCACCGAGCCGCCUGCGACAGGGCAUCGACAACUCAGGAACCCCUGGAUAUCGGAACAACAACAACAGCUGGAAUGCCGCGAGUCUCAGUCCACCAACAGCUCGUCCAGCAGUCGGACCUAUCACCAACAUCAGCAACACCGCGGUCCUGGACCGCCUUCCUCGUUAUGGCUGACACACGGUCAUCCGGAGCCUCCGGGAGCCAUGAUAUCUUACAACCACCAGCAACUCCGCAGUGGAGGACACUUUCAGCCCGCGGACCAAGUAGAAGCUCUUGUGGAAGGCCCUCAUUCAUCGGGGCCCGCAAACCCGCUACUGGUUCACGCCUCAGGCACCGCGGCGAUCACCAAGUCUCAACACUACUCGUCGUCCUCGAGGGCGCCCUCAGACAGGGAUCGUCCUGUGACUCCAGCAAGCUCCCCGGGCGGCGGAAGUGGUGGCGCGGUCGAUGGGUGUGGCGGUCACUGCGUAGCCUUCGAGAACUUCUGCUACUAUUGCCUUCAGGUGAUCUUCAUCGCCGGUAUCCUGACCGGGGUGUCCCUUACCAUCGCCGGCGGAGUUCUGCGAAGCCAGUCGCGCGGUGGUGACCUACUGGUGCUGGUGUACAUCGGGUGCAUGAUAGCCAUGGUGUGCACCCUGCUACUCUCCGUCCAGUGCUGUGUUCGUCGCAAUGUGAAACGCAGAAAACGAGCUCUUCGGACGACCAGAGAACAGCGAAACGCUGUCACCAUCGGCGGAGGCAAUCGGCGUAGCAACCCAUCGCACGGCGACGUAAUUCCUCUGCAGGACCUUACGGGGAACACGCCACACCAACAGCAGAGGAUCCCCCCCAGUCAACACCAGUACCAGCCGUUGUUGGUGCGCCUGGUACAACAGCAGACGACCUCGAUGGACAACCAAAGACGCAGCGGGAACAUGACGCACCUUCCCUAUUCCCUGCAGCCGAGUUUCAGGUCUGGGAAUGCAGCGUCAGCUGUGAACAGGUUGGAGGUGUCUCAGAGUGGGAUGCCGUGGUGGCGAAGACAGCCAGAACUCGGACCGGGAGUAGCCGAGAGUCGUCACUAAGACCCCUUUAGACUGGAGACGACCGGUGACGUAACCUUACCUCUCAAGAAUAUUGGAAAUUCAGCUGUUGACAAGAGAUUAACAUCCGCACUGUUGCCUUCACUGGGGACGGCUUUAACGUAACGUGUUUUCGACAGAUAUUAAUAUGGUGUGCUGAAUUUCCGUCUCUGAGAGCAGUGCUGAAGGACAGAUCGCUGUUAUAUGAGGUCGCCUCGUUAUUUGCUUCGUCCGUAGUAGGAUCUGCCAUGCGCGUGAUAAGUGACCAGUUUCCAAUGGAAACCAUGCCUGCCUAUUUUUCAUCUUUUCCGCUUAAUUUAACGUAGGCAAUGUUGUGCCGGGCCGUGACGCUGAACGCUCACCCCCCCAGCUAGUGCCGAGGCCAAGAAUGAGAAGGAGC
Molecule: messenger RNA, 2872 nt
Organism: Zootermopsis nevadensis
Lineage: Eukaryota; Metazoa; Arthropoda; Insecta; Blattodea; Termopsidae
Source: RefSeq, a predicted model, not a curated record